AUGGCACCAUUUCUCCUCCUCCUCCUCCUCCUCACCGCCGCCUCCACCUCCUCCGCCACCAUCUCCCCCACAUCCUCGCCGGCCUCCGCCCACUCCCCCACCGCCGCCCCCAUUUCCUCCUCCUCCUCCUCCACCCUCGACCCCAAACAGCUCCGUGCACUCCAAUCCCUCAACAUCCCCACCUCCAGGGACCCCUGCUCCGCCACUCCCCGCCCCUCCGCCUCCUCCGCCGCCGUCUCGUGCGACGCCGCCGCCCCCUUCAGCCACAUCGUCUCCCUUACCCUCGCCAACUGCUCCGACGACGUCGCCCUCUCCCUCACCGCCCUCAAAUCCCUCUCCACCCUCACCUCCCUCUCCUUCCUCACCUGCCCCAUCUCUCCCAUCCGCCUCCCGCCGGAGCUCGCCUCCAACCUCCGCUCAUUCACCUGCGUCAGCAGCCUCAAGAAACUCACCGGCGUCUGGCUCAGCCGCCUCCAGAACCUCACAACCCUCAACGUCUCGCGCGUGAGCAUCACCGCCAGCGGCCCUUCCAUAAUCCUCGCCGGAAUGCGGUCCCUGCACGCCGUUACCAUCUCCCAGACCAACCUCUCCGGCACUCUACCCAAACACUGGCACCCCAACCUCACCUCCGUCGAUUUAUCGGCAAAUAAUCUCAGAGGCAAAAUACCUAUCUCGUUAACUCGUCUCGAAAAUCUCGUCCACCUGAAUCUCUCCUCAAAUUCUCUCAACGACACGAUCCCCACUACAAUCGGCGACUUGGGCUCGCUCAAAAAUCUGUCUUUGGCCCGAAACUCGCUAUCCGGCCCGAUUCCCGAGUCCCUAGCCGCAAUUCCGGGCCUAAUGCAUCUCGAUCUGGGCUCGAACCAGCUCAAUGGGACCAUUCCAAAUUUCAUAAGGGAUUUGAAGAUGCUAAAGUUCUUGAAUCUCGAGGGAAACAAUUUUCACGGCGUUUUACCGUUUAACACGACAUUUCUGAAGAGAUUGGAGGUAUUGAGAAUUGGAGAAAAUUCUAAUCUUUGUUAUAACCGCUCGGUUUUGGGCUCGAAAGUAAAGCUCGGGAUUGCCCCUUGCGACAAGCACGGGCUGCCUGUCUCACCUCCGGCAGCUAAGGAUGUGUCGUCUGAUGAUUCGAGUGAUGAUGAUGAUGAUUAUGGCAAUGUGGAGGAGAAAAAGCAUCACAAUGGUCCAAGUAAGGUUGUUCUUGGUGUUGCAAUCGGGCUUUCGUCUAUUGUGUUUCUUAUCGUUUUCUUGAUUCUCUUAUCUAAGUGUUGUAAAUAA
This is a messenger RNA of Striga asiatica, 1278 nucleotides long. Lineage: Eukaryota; Viridiplantae; Streptophyta; Magnoliopsida; Lamiales; Orobanchaceae. The record is from the annotation of a GenBank genome assembly.